Messenger RNA from Saccostrea cuccullata (small rock oyster), 4510 nucleotides. RefSeq names its product E3 ubiquitin-protein ligase TRIM56-like. The record is from RefSeq and is a predicted model, not a curated record. Gene Ontology annotation, molecular function: zinc ion binding. NCBI's taxonomy places the organism in Eukaryota, Metazoa, Mollusca, Bivalvia, Ostreida, Ostreidae. Bases 637 to 2952 code for a protein of 771 amino acids. The transcript has 2 exons.
UUUGGAGUUUAAGGUCCGAUCAACUUUGGAAGACCUUCAUGGUUUGCGAAUAUCCAGUUUAAUUUUUUUCUUUUCAUGGUUCAAGCAGUAGUUUUUGAAUGCUAACAUGAUAAUUCAAGGCCACCAUUACAAUUUGUUUACCUGUUAAAUCCAAAAAAAAAAAAAAAAAAAAAAGUGAUUGGGCAUCGAUUAUUCAGUGACAAUGAACUUCAAUAUACCCGUCAUUAGUGUUCGGUAUAGAGUCGAGAAAAUUACGGUGCAUCCUGAGGAAGCCGCCAAAUGGAAAAAUGUUUCUAAUUCUGUCCUCGCUAUGCCUCCCAGUCUUGCUUUGUGAUUGGGAGUAUAGAUUCUGAUUGGGUAAACUUCAUUCUUGUGGACAGAUCUGGCCUCAAAGGGAUAUAUUUAAUACAUUUCAUUAAAUUUCUUCUGCGCAGGGAAAUAUUGAAUUUUUUUUUUUUCUAUAAAAGAAAUGGAUUAAAAACCAUUAGCUGCAAAUCGUGUUUGAGGAUGCAUGGUGCAUUUCCUUACAUUGAUUCAUGGAUUAUUUUGUGACAAUGGAGAUAUAUUUCUUCUUGAAGAAUUAGGAUACUUUUAUUUGUUUUAAAUUACAUCAGAUUAUUCAAAAUUUUGUGAAACAUGGAAUUUGCUGGAAAAUUUGCCCGUUUAUGGGCUGAAAAAGUGAAAUCUAGAGGAGCCAGUAUGGAGACAGAGCAGUCAGAGCUGGUGAUUCCGCGACAACUCCUCUGCUGUAAGCUCUGUGAUGAAGAAUUCACGGAACCCUGUUAUCUUCCCUGCCUGCACACCUUCUGUCAGAACUGUAUAGACAAGCACCGACUAAACAGCACGGACAAUGAUGGCUACUUCCCGUGCCCGACGUGCAUGACAGAAGUCAGUCCCGAGGAAGAGGACGGAGCGGCGGCUCUACCCAUUAACAUCCUGGCUCGGCGACUUUCUGUUCCUGUCAUCGAUCCCGUCAAAAGAGAGACACUGUGUUUUUAUUGUAAGAAUGCUGGAAACUUUGUGGAAGGUAAAACCCACUGUAUAGACUGUGAUGAAUUUCUCUGCAAGUUGUGUGCCGAUUCACACACUAGACAAGAGGAGUUUUCUGACCAUCAGCUACAGAGUGAGGAAGAUUACAAUGCGGACUUGGAGAAGUCUUCCUGCACAACUGUUCAAGGUCAGGUCAUUCCAAUAUGCUGUGAUGCCUAUGAUCCUCUAGAUAUUGGUGCCAUGUUCUGCGUUGGCUGUGAUAUUGCUGUGUGUGCCGACUGUCAUGUGAACAAACACGGUGAACACAGAUGUGCAGAACUUACUGCCAUAGCUCAACACUUUGAAAAGAAAAUUAAAGAACCUCUCAAAGAACUUGACAAUGACUCUGAGGAAAUAAGUGCAUUUUUAUCUGAUUUGGAUGUUAAAGAGCACACGAUUCUUGAACAGAAAGAUGCUCUGAAGCAACAUGUUCAAGACAGAACAAAACAGCUUUGCAGUCUCAUUAAAGAUUAUGAAAAACUUCUUUUGGAUGAUAUUGAGAGAAGAUUUGAUGACCAGAUAGAAGAUAUCAAGGCAAGAAGACUAGACCUGGAAAUGCAUUUAGAAGCCAUCAAAGGAGUGAAAGAUUUCACUGAAAACCUGCUCACUUAUGGCUCCUAUGAAGAGAAAGUGCAUCUUAGAAAGAAGGUCGGGUACAGAAUUCGGGAACUGUGUGAGGAGUCUCUUGGCACAGAACCUAUUGAGAUCCAUUCUGUGAGACUCAUGGAACCUAAUGUAACUGGUGAUACAAUCUGUGAUAUGUUUGGUACAAUUGAGACAGGAAAUCAGUCUGCUCACAAAGAAAAUGAGCACAUCCAAGACAGCCUUCCCUCCAGUGAGCACUUCCAGAGGUACCACAGCUUUGGUGAUUCUGGACAUGGAAGCGAUUCUAUGGAUCAGGUGGAAAAUGAGCCAGAACUUGUGGAGAUCUUUGAGAAAGGUGAACUCCAAAGGCAAGACAGCAAACAGGAGAGCUCAGACACGGACAUGCUCAGCUCCAGCAAUUCUAGUGACAAAAUGAAGAAUGUCAAGUUCAGGGAACAAGUCGAUCGAAAUGAGUUUGACAUUGAAAAUGUUUUUAACUUGGAGAAUCCAAAACGAGAAGUUAAUCUUCCAGCUCCUAUUCAGAAAGAAUGCAUUAAAGGCAUUGGAAUAAAUGAAAAGGGGGACAUCAUUGUAGGAACAAGCACCACGGUCCAUGUACUAGAGAAAAGAGGCAUCGUUAGAGGGCAAAUCCCACUGGAAAAUGGUUGGAACAUUCACUCAGUGUCAAGUGAUGGCAAAGUGUCUAUGACAGUUCCUAGAGGUGAUAAUAGAUUCAAAGUUAGGGUAUUGAAAAGUGAUGGCACAGGGCAUAUUUUAUAUGAUUUCCAUGUGGAAAGUUUUGGGCUAAAUUUUGUUACUGCUGAUCAGUCUGGCACACUCAUCAUAACCUCAAACCGCUAUGCUCAGAUUCACAAAAGUCAUGGCAAAGCAGCCAAGUCAGGCGGAAACAUCGCCUUCUAUGGAUCUGAUGGUCAUCUAAUUCGCCGCAUUACAAAUGACAAUUUCCAGGCAAAUCUCUUGGAGAAACCCCAAAUGGUAGUAGUGGACCAGAAACGCAACAGAACAUAUGUGGCAGACCCUGGCAGCCACAGGGUCAUAGCUCUCAAUGCCAAAGGAGACCUCAUCUUCGAGUAUGGAAACAAAGAAGGAGAGGAGGAAAUAUACCAAGGACCAGACCUCAUCUCUAUUGACAAAUACGGAAACAUUAUAGUUACCGACAAAAGAGAGGGCCGUAUUGAUAUCCUGAGUACCAAAGGAAACCUGAAAAAGUCAUUUUUCACCGAUGACAUUCCUCGCUUUGUUGGUGCCACACCUGACAAACUUCUGGUAACAGCCAUGCCAGAUGGAUCCAUGAAGUUCUAUGAAUAUCUUACAUAAGGUCUGGAUAUUGCAAAGAGAUGUUUUAUUUUGGUAAUAAUCAAGUGUGCAGCUAGUUGUCCAAUUCUUGUAAUGCUUUUCAUGGCUAGAUAAAACCCUCUUGUGGACAGGGCAUUAUAAUCAGUGUACUCUUAUCUAUGGAAGCCAUGGAUAGUGAUACUGUAAAUCACUUUUUAUUCGCGAGAACUUUAUUUUCGCGUAAUUACGCGAGACGGUAUGCUCGCGGAAAUUUCAUUCUCGCAUAUAAUAAAAUUCCUUAGGGUUAUAUAGAGCAAUGACCAUAAUUCGUGAAAAUUUUGUCUCGCUAAUAAAGAGUCAAUGUCUAUCUCGCGAAAAUAAGGUGUCGUCAAAAUUAAGUGAUCUACAGUACUAUUUAUUGUUAGAUAGGAUCACUUUUACCCUUGGAAAAGUUAUUUUUGAACAUUUAAUAUCCUGAGCUGUGUGUUAAAGUGGGUUCUAACAUGCUUACACUGUUUACUUUAAGCAUUACAUUUCUAAAUAUUCCAUUCAUCUAUAGAAUUUCAGAUAUUAAAACACCCCAAAAUAGAAGUACAUGUUGUCAAUAUACACUUUAAACAAGAACAGGAAACUAUUAAACAGUACCCUGAUGUCUUUCUAGCUCUAAUUAGAAUACUUAGAAUACAGUGCUACUCAAUUUUUAUCUUCACCUAACUCAUUCCAUGCUUUAAGCAUGCAAUUCUCAUGAUUAAAUAUUGCUGCUAGACUUAUCCUAUUUCUGUUUAAAAAUUAAUGAUGAUCAAUUGAUCCCCCAUAUUCUAAUUUUGUUUUGCUCCCCAGUAUGACAUACAAUUCCUCUCUGGUAUCGAAUUCAAUCUAAAUUUGAUUCCUUUAUAAAGCUUCAGUUCUUGGCAGCUUUCCAAGUACAAAACUUCCAAUUUAAAAAUCUUAGAGAGUUUUACAAAACAUUGUUAUAUAUGGAAAACUAUCCUCUGUAAAUUAAAAACAAUUUAAUAGACCUUGAAUGCAAACCACUGAAACUAACCCUUAAGACAUUUAAAGAUCUUCUCACCAAAACUAUAUAACCUGAUUUUUCAAGACAAAAAAACUUCACGGUCAGGUAUCUAUCAUUUUAAUUAACAGAUGUUUUUUAGUCACAGAAUCAGCAUGUUUAUUAUUUUAUCUUAUUUGUUUGUCAAAGUUGAUAGUCAGAAUUACACAGGUCUUACUGACAUAUCGGUGUUGUCACUUGCAUUUAAAUGAGAGAGCUACAUGCUGGGAAUAGUGCUUCUGUGAAACUCAUGAAAUAUUGAUAUCCCUUUCAUGUGAUAUUUGUUUUUUAUCUUGUAAUAGUUAUUUUGAGAAUUUGUUUUCAAUAAAUAUUUACAAAGACUAGUCUGGAAUUUAUGCACCAUAAUGAUAAUUUGCAAUCAAUUUCAUAGACUUGAUUGUUGACAAUGUCUCUGAAGAAAUAACUGUAUUGAGAUCAUUCAAAAUGCAUGAACCACUGUAUUAAUUUUCUACAACGAUGACAGCUGAUGCAAGUAACGUAAGUUCUCUAACUAUGGAACUAUGACAUUUAACUGAUAUGGAAAGGAAC